Messenger RNA from Rotaria sp. Silwood2, 405 nucleotides. NCBI's taxonomy places the organism in Eukaryota, Metazoa, Rotifera, Eurotatoria, Philodinida, Philodinidae. The record is from the annotation of a GenBank genome assembly.
AUGAAAAGCGCUUGGCAAGUUGUUUCUCAAACGACAAUUUACAAUACAUUUCGUACGGCGGGUUUCGUCUAUCCAAACACUCAAGGUGAGACCAGUACUACAAUGAACAAUAAUGGUGAUAAUGAUUUCGACGAUGAAAUCACUACUGACGACGUCUCAACAGCUUUACAAAAUUUAGAUACACUUCUUGCUCAUAUCAACAUCGGCGGACAUUGUCUUACUGCUAAUGAAUUUAUCGAAAUCGAUUCAGAAACUCCAGCUUUCAACGAUUGGAACGAUAUCAAUGACGAUCUGAUCGUCGUCGAUGAAGACUGUAGUGGGAACAUAACCACGGAUAACAAUGAAGAUGGCGACAUGCCAAGUGAAACACCAUCUAAACUCACCGAAGCAAUGAAAAUGGUUUGA